Molecule: messenger RNA, 6798 nt
Organism: Balaenoptera acutorostrata (minke whale)
Lineage: Eukaryota; Metazoa; Chordata; Mammalia; Artiodactyla; Balaenopteridae
Gene: F5
Product: coagulation factor V
Exons: 25
Coding region: 77-6436 (2119 amino acids)
Molecular function (GO): copper ion binding
Source: RefSeq, a predicted model, not a curated record
CCUCGCGGCGCUCACUGCAGUCCCGACAGCGGCCAAGACGGGCGCAAUCGGCUGAGGCAGAGGCAGGAAAGGAACCAUGUUCCCAGCUUGCCCUUGCCUCUGGGUCCUCGUGGUCCUGGGCUCCAGCUGGGCAGGCUGGGGGAGCCUAGGGGCUGAAGCAGCGCGGCUAAGGCAGUUCUACGUGGCUGCUCAGAGCAUCAGCUGGAACUAUCGCCCCGAGUCCACAUACCUUGGUUCGAAUACUUUUGCAACCUCCUUUAAGAAAACUGUCUACAGAGAGUAUGAAGCAUAUUUUCAGAAAGAAAAACCACGAUCCAGAACUUCAGGACUUCUUGGGCCUACUUUAUAUGCUGAAGUUGGAGACAUCAUGAAAGUUCACUUUAAGAAUAAGGCAGACAAGCCCUUAAGCAUCCAUCCUCAAGGAAUUAAGUACAGUAAAUUCUCAGAAGGUGCUUCUUACCCUGACCACACAUUCCCUGUGGAGAAGAUGGAUGAUUCUGUAGCUCCGGGCCAAGAAUACACCUAUGAGUGGAAUAUCAGUGAGGACAGUGGGCCCACCCACGAUGACCCUCCGUGCCUCACAUAUAUCUAUUACUCCUAUGAAAAUCUGGUACAUGACUUCAACUCUGGACUGAUUGGACCUCUGCUUAUUUGUAAGAAAGGCACCCUAACUGAGGAUGGGAUACAGAAGAUGUUUGACAAGCAACAUGUACUGAUGUUUGCUGUGUUUGAUGAAAGUAAAAGCUGGAACCAGACAUCAUCCCUAAUGUACACAGUCAACGGCUAUGUGAAUGGGACAAUGCCAGAUAUAACAGUUUGUGCCCAUGAUCACAUCAGUUGGCAUCUGAUUGGAAUGAGCUCUGGGCCAGAACUGUUCUCCAUUCAUUUCAACGGCCAGGUCCUGGAGGAGAACCAUCAUAAGAUCUCAGCCAUCACUCUCGUCAGUGCUACGUCCACAACUGCAAACAUGACCGUGAGCCUAGAGGGAAAGUGGGUCAUAUCUUCGCUCAUCCCAAAACAUUUUCAAGCUGGGAUGCAGGUUUACAUAGACAUUAAGAACUGUGCAAAGAAAACCAGGAAUCCUAAGAAACUAACUCGAGACCAGAGGCGGCACAUUAAGAGAUGGGAAUACUUCAUUGCUGCGGAGGAAGUCAUUUGGGACUAUGCACCUAUAAUACCAGCAAACAUGGACAAAAAGUACAGAUCUCUGCAUUUGGAUAAUUUCUCAAACCAAAUUGGAAAACAUUAUAAGAAGGUUGUCUACAAACAGUACCAAGAUGCAUCCUUCACCAAACGCCUGGAGAAUCCCAAUAACAAAGAAGAUGGGGGCAUCUUGGGCCCUAUUAUCAGAGCCCAGGUCAGAGACACACUUAAAAUCAUGUUCAAAAAUAUGGCCAGCCGCAGCUACAGCAUUUACCCUCAUGGUGUGACCUUCUCUCCUUAUGAAGAUGAAGUCAACUCUUCCUCCACCUCAGGCAGUAACACCAUGAUCAAAGCAGUUCAACCAGGGGAAACCUAUACUUAUAAGUGGAACAUCCUAGAGUCUGAUGAACCCACGGAAAACGACGCUCAGUGCUUAACAAGACCAUACUACAGUAAUGUGGACAUCACAAGGGACAUUGCCUCUGGGCUGAUAGGGCUACUUCUAAUUUGUAAGAGCAGAUCCUUGGAUAAGCGAGGCAUACAGAGGGCAGCAGACAUUGAGCAGCAAGCUAUGUUUGCUGUGUUUGAUGAGAACAAGAGCUGGUACAUUGAGGACAACAUCUACAAGUUUUGUGAAAAUCCUGAGAAGGUGAAACGUGAUGACCCCAAGUUUUAUGAGUCAAACAUCAUGAGCACUAUCAAUGGCUAUGUGCCUGAGAGCAUACCCACACUAGGAUUCUGCUUUGAUGACACCGUCCAGUGGCACUUCUGCAGUAUGGGAACCCAGAAUGACAUUUUGACCAUUCACUUCACUGGGCACUCAUUCAUCUAUGGAAAGAAACACGAGGACACCUUGACCCUCUUCCCCAUGUGUGGGGAAUCUGUGACUGUCACAAUGGAUAAUGUUGGAACUUGGAUGUUAACUACCAUGAAUUCCAAUCCAAGAAGCAAAAAACUGUGGCUGAGAUUCAGGGAUGUCAAGUGUAUCCGGGAUUAUGAUGAUGACUCAUACGAGAUUACAUACGAACCUUCAGGAUCUACAUCCAUAACUACAAGGAAAAUGCGUGAUUCUUCAGAAAUCAAAGAUAAAAAUAAUGAUGCUGACUAUGAUUACCAGAACACACUGGCUUUAUUAUUAGGAAUCAGGUCAUUCAGAAAUUCAUCAUCGACUCAGGAGAAAGAUGAGUUCAAUCUUACUGCCCUGGCUCUGGAGAACAACUCUGAAUUCAUUCCUCCAAGUACCAACAGAACUGUUGGUUCAAAUUCUUCUUCCCCAGGUAACAUUAGCAGGCUUAUUGCCAAUAACUUUGCACAACCUCUGAAAAUUCUUCCUCACCCAGAAGCCACCACAGCUGGUCCCCCGCUGGAACACACCAGCUUGGAUAAGAACUCAGUUCUCAACCCUCCCACAGCAAAGCAUUCCAGCCCUUAUUCUAAAGAUCCUAUAGAAGAUCCUCUACACUCAGAUGUCACAGGGAUAAGCCUGCUUGCAUUUGGUACAGAAGAAUUCAGAAAUCAAGAACAUGCUAAACGUAAAAGAUUCAAGGCAGGAAGAGGCCGAGCAACAAAGCAUAGGUUCUCCCAGAUGGAAUUCCCAGCACAUAAAACUGGUAGACAUUUAAGCCAAGGCAACUCUUCUUCUUCCAGAAUAGGGCCCUGGGAGAACCUUCCCAGUGAUCUGUUACUCUUACAACAAAAGGAUCCAUCUAAGAUUCUGAAUGGGGAAUGGCAUUUGGUUUCUGAGAAAGGCAGUUAUGAAAUAAUCCAAGAUGCUUAUGAAGACAAUGCUGUUAAUAAGCUGCCAAACAGCCCCCAGAAUGACUCAAGGACUUGGGGAGAAAACAUCCCUUUUAAAAACAAGCAUGGAAAGCAGAGUGGCCACCCAACAUUUUUUGUAACUAGACGUAAACCUCUACAAGGAAGACAAGAUGGAGGAAAUAGUAGAUUGAAGAAAGGUCUUUUUUUAAUUAGGACACGAAGAAAGAAAAAGGAAGAGAAGCCUGCACACCAUGUUCCUCUAUCUCCAAGGAGUUUUCACCCACUGACAGUAGAGGCCAACACCCCAUUUUCAGACGGGAGACAUAACCAUUCAUUGUCACUCCAUACAUCCAAUGAAACAUCUCUUCCCGCAGACCUCAAUCAGACAUUCCCCUCUAUGAACCUUAGCCUCAGAGCCUCACUUCCUGAUGGUGAUCAAAACCCCCCAAAUGACACCAGUCAGACAAGCUCCCCUCCAGAUCUUUAUCAGACAGUGAGCCCAGAGGAACACUAUCAAACAUUCCCUAUUCAAGACUCUGAUCCAACGCACUCCAGUACAGUCCCCAGUCACACAUCUCCUCCUCCAGAGCCCAGCCAGACACCCGACUAUGACCUAAGAAACAAGGCCUUCCCUACUGAUGUUAGUCAAACGUUCCCUUCCUUGGAACUUGAAGUCUGGCAGACAACCACCUCUCUAGACCUCAGUCAGCCAUCCCUCUAUCCAGAUCUCAGCCAGACAACCCUUUCUCCAGACCCUGGCCAGGAGACUCUCUCUCCAGACCUCAGCCAGACAACACUUUCCCCAGACCUCAGCCAGACUUUCUCUCCAGACCUCAGCCAGACAACACUUCCCCCAGACCUCAGCCAGACUUUCUCUCCAGACCUCAGCCAGACAACACUUCCCCCAGACCUCAGCCAGACUUUCUCUCCAGACCUCAGCCAGACAACACUUCCCCCAGACCUCAGCCAGACUUUCUCUCCAGACCUCAGCCAGACAACACUUCCCCCAGACCUCAGCCAGACUUUCUCUCCAGACCUCAGCCAGACUUUCUCUCCAGACCUCAGCCAGGAGACUCUCUCUCCAGACAUCAGCCAGACAACCCUUUCUCCAGACCUUGGCCAGACGACUCUUCCCCCAAACCUCAGUCAGAUGCCACUUUCCCCAGACCUCAACCAGGCAACUCUCUCUCCAGACAUCAGUCAGACAUCCCUUCCUCUUGAUCUCAGGCAGACAUCACCUCCUCUAGAUCUCGAUCAGACAUCCCACACUUCUGAAUCUAGUCAGUCAUUGCCUCUCCCAGAAUUUGGUCACACUUUCCCUUAUGCAGAUCUUGGUCAGAUGCCAUCUCCUCCACCACACUCUCCACUAAAUAACACUUCUAUACCAAGAGAAUUUAAUCCACUGGUCAUAGUAGGCCUCAGUAGAGAUGAUGGAGAUUACAUUGAAAUUAUUCCAAGGCAGAAGGAAGAGAGCAGUGAAGAAGAGUAUGGUGAAUUUGAUUUUGUGGCCUAUGAUGACCCUUACCAAACUGAUCUUAGGACAGACAUCAACUCCUCCAGAAAUCCUGACAACAUUGCAGCAUGGUACCUUCGCAGCAACAAUGGAAACAGAAAAAAUUAUUACAUUGCUGCUGAAGAACUAUCCUGGGAUUAUUCAAAAUUUGCACCAAGUGAAGACAUUGAUGAUGUUUCAAAGGACACCAUAUACAAGAAAGUCGUUUUUCGAAAGUACCUUGAUAGCACUUUUAACAAACUUGAUCCUCGGGGAGAGUAUGAAGAGCAUCUUGGCAUACUUGGUCCUAUCAUUAGAGCUGAAGUGGAUGACGUUAUCCAAGUUCAUUUUAAAAACUUAGCAUCCAGACCAUAUUCUCUUCAUGCCCAUGGGCUUUCCUAUGAAAAAUCAUCAGAGGGAAAGACUUAUGAAGAUGACUCUCCUGAAUGGUUUAAGGAAGACAAUGCCGUUCAGCCCAACAGCACUUAUACAUAUGUAUGGCAUGCCACUGAGCGAUCAGGGCCAGAAAAUCCUGGCUCCGCCUGUCGGGCUUGGGCCUACUACUCAGCAGUGAACCAGGAAAAAGAUAUCCAUUCAGGCUUGAUAGGACCCCUUCUGAUCUGCCGAAAAGGAACACUUCAUAAGGAGACCAACAUGCCUGUGGACAUGAGAGAAUUUGUCCUACUUUUUAUGGUCUUUGAUGAAAAGAAGAGCUGGUACUAUGAAAAGAAGCCCACAAGGUCUUGGAGACGCACAUCCUCAGAAGUAAAAAACUCCCAUGAGUUUCAUGCCAUUAAUGGGAUGAUCUACAACUUGCCUGGCCUGAGAAUGUACGAGCAAGAGUGGGUGAGGUUGCACCUGCUGAACAUAGGCGGCUCCCAGGACAUUCAUGUGGUUCACUUUCAUGGCCAGACCCUGCUGGAAAAUGGCACUCAACAGCACCAGUUAGGGGUCUGGCCUCUUCUGCCUGGUUCAUUUAAAACUCUUGAAAUGAAGGCAUCAAAACCUGGCUGGUGGCUCCUAGACACAGAAGUUGGAGAAAACCAGAGAGCAGGGAUGCAAACGCCAUUUCUCAUCACAGACAGAGACUGUAAAAUGCCAAUGGGACUAAGCACUGGUCUCGUAGCUGAUUCACAGAUCAAGGCUUCUGAGUUUUGGGGUUAUUGGGAACCCAAAUUAGCAAGACUAAACAAUGGUGGAUCAUAUAAUGCUUGGAUCGCAGAAAAACUUUCAACAGAAUUUAACCCUAAGCCUUGGAUCCAGGUAGACAUGCAAAGGGAAGUCCUGUUCACAGGGAUCCAGACCCAAGGUGCCAAACACUACCUGAAGUCUUACUACACCACCGAGUUCUUUGUGGCUUACAGCUCUGACCGGACAAACUGGCGGAUCUUCAAAGGGAACAGCACUAGGAACGUGAUGUAUUUUAAUGGCAAUUCGGAUGCCUCUACAAUAAAAGAGAAUCAGUUUGACCCACCUGUUGUGGCUAGAUAUAUUAGGAUCUCUCCAACUAAAUCCUAUAACAAACCUGCCCUUCGAUUGGAGCUGCAAGGUUGCGAGGUUAAUGGAUGCUCCACACCACUGGGUAUGGAAAGUGGAAAGAUAGAAAACAAGCAAAUCACAGCUUCCUCAUUUAAAAAAUCUUGGUGGGGAGAUUACUGGGAACCCUUCUGUGCCCGUCUUAAUGCCCAGGGCCGUGUGAAUGCCUGGCAAGCCAAGGCAAACAACAACAAUCAGUGGUUACAAAUUGAUCUGCUCAAAAUCAAGAAGAUAACAGCGAUUGUAACACAGGGUUGCAAGUCUCUGUCCUCUGAAAUGUAUGUGAAGAGCUACACCAUCCAGUACAGUGACCAGGGAGUUGAAUGGAAACCUUACAGAGAGAAAUCCUCGUUGGUGGACAAGAUUUUCGAAGGAAAUAAUAAUAUCAAAGGACAUGCGAAGAACUUUUUCAACCCACCAGUCAUUUCCAGGUUUAUACGCAUCAUUCCUAAAACAUGGAAUCAAAGCAUUGCACUUCGCCUGGAACUCUUUGGCUGUGAUAUUUAAUAGAAUUGAUUAUUCUAAAAGAUAGGAGGGACUCAAAGAUAUCAAACCAUUUAGAGUGGACAAUGUACUUUAGAGCUAUUUUAAAUAUUAAAAAUUUUCCACUAUUUCUCUUUUUUCUAUUAGAGAAUAAAAUUUUAUAUGUGAAACCUUUAUAACUCCUUAUAACCACUAAGUAAGAUGAUGACUAUUAUCUCUGCAUUAAUUUGAGUAUAGAUGGGAAAAUAUCAAGAACCAACAAGAAAAGGCUUAUCUUUCACUGAUUAAAAAUGCUAUAUAAAGAAAUAUUCAUGUAGUUAACAUUCUUCAUUAUAGUUCUCAAACUCUAUACACAUUAAUAAAAGAGAUAUUACUCUAUUAAAUCA